AUGGACGAGUUUGCGCAGACCCGCGGCGCGGACGACUUGUUCGACGAUGAAAUCAUUCCAGUUUCAGCAGAAGAACAGCAUGUUCAAAAUGAAGUUGUAGCUCCUGAACCAGAACUGAAAUCUGCUCCCAAAGAGGAAACUCCAGUGAUUGAGAAGCAACCUUCUCCGCGUGGGGACACACCGCAACGGGGCCGAGGCGGAGAGCGAGGCCGUGCUCGUGGUUCUGGUCGGGGACGCGGCCAGGGAAAGCCGCGCGGUGGGUUGCAGGACUCUAGGUUCGCUGACCCUAAGCUCGCUCCGACCCCUCGGCGAAAGGGCCCUACGAAGACGGCAGAGCCCGCGGCGACUACAGAGGCGAAAGCUUCAUUACCGGAGAAGCCUCAAGAGGCAGCCAAAGAAGAGAUUGGGGAGGAAGAAGAGAACAAUACCACCGAGGCACCGCGGGUACCGGCUGUUCGCGGAGACCGAAGUGCAACCGGGGGUGUGAGAAAGCCUAAACUUACCGAAGAACAACUUAGCAAAAAGAUUGCCGCUGCCAAAGAGCUCGCUACGAAAAAGGCCGCAGCCCAUGCUCGAGCCGAGGCCGAUCAUGCUGCUUUCCAAGAGCGAGAGCAGGUGGCAGCCAAAAAGCGACGUGAGGAACAAGCAAAUCGCCGUUUAAUGGACAAUGAGCGUGAGCAGAACCGUCAGCGGAAAUUGAAGGCUCAAACCGGUCGCGAAUGGGACUCCGAAAAACGUGAAGAGGACUAUAACCCCCGCGGUGGUGGUAGCCAAUUUCGACGAGGCAUGCACGGUGGAGUAUCUGCUGAAUAUACCCGGAACAACUUCAAUCAAGGCGCAGCCGAUGAUGAUGCUGGGGCUAACGGGACACCUGGUCGAGGACGCGGCCGUGGUGGUCGUGGCCGCGGCCCCUCGCGCGGGCCACGGGGUGAACGUGCAUCCUCUAAGGAACCAUCCAACAAGGCAGACAAAAAAGCGGCUCUUGGAGUCAACAAUGAGGCUGAUUUCCCCUCGCUUCCUGCUGGAAAGAAGCCCGAAGACGCGUCAGAGUCUUUAUCUACCAAGAAACCGGUGGCACCGGCCAUCAAAGCGCCCCCGUCCAUGGAAAACCUUGAUUCUACCUUCUCCCCACUCACUGGCACCUGGGCCGACUCUUUGGACGAAUAG
Molecule: messenger RNA, 1167 nt
Organism: Penicillium maclennaniae
Lineage: Eukaryota; Fungi; Ascomycota; Eurotiomycetes; Eurotiales; Aspergillaceae
Exons: 2
Coding region: 1-1167 (388 amino acids)
Source: RefSeq, a predicted model, not a curated record